GCCUGUGGACCAUUUUUCUCUUUUCUGUCUCUCUCAUUUACCCAUUUUUAUAUUCUUCUUCUUUUCAUUUCUCUUAUUAGGUUUUCGAUUUCAUUUCUAUGGCUUCCCCAAUCUUCUUCCACCACGUGUUGCCUUCUUCUCUUUAACCCUUGGCCCCCCCAAUCUUCUGGGAAAAAACUAAGCCACGUACCACCUUCCUACCUUCACUUCUAUCUCAUUCUUUCAAGGUCUCUUUUUGUGUUGUGCUUAUUUUUCCAUGUUAGUUUUGGAAACACUUUCUCUCUUUCUCGUUUUCUUCCUUUCUAGGUGUCUACCUUUUCCACAAAAGAGGGCUCAAUAGAUUUUAACCUUUUUGUUUUUGGGGUUCAAACUCAUAAUAUCGUUUAGUUUUUUAGAAGCCCGCAGCCAGCUAGCUCUAGCCAUGAGUAACAGUGAAGCUAACUCCCCCACCACAGAUGAUCAAAAUGAGGAGCAAGAAAUGGAGCAAAGAGGCAAUAUUAGAUUGAAUUUACCAGAAGAUGGGUAUGAAUGGAAAAAAUAUGGGCAAAAGUUCAUUAGAGGCAUUGGAAAAUUCAGGAGCUAUUUCAAGUGUCAGAAAGCUAAUUGUAUGGCCAAGAAGAAAGCUGAAUGGUGCCCCUCUGAGCCAGGUAAAGUAAGAAUUGUGUAUGAGAAUCCUCACUCUCAUGGCUCAAAUAACUCAAGCGGGGCUGCUGGCUCUCCACAAUCUUCAAAUAAUGCCAAUCAAUAUAACUUGUUAACUCAAGUUUUGGGAGAUCAAUCUUUUACUUCUCAAAGGUCAUCAGGCUCAGGAUCAUGAUCAGAAUUUUAAGUAGUUCUAAUGAACUCCAAUUCCCAUCUCACCGCACCUCUUAUUCUUUCUUUCUUUAAGAGGCUUUUAUGGGAUGAUCAAUUGAAGUUCCAAUAAUUUUCAACUGUUAGUAAUUCCUUUUUCCAAGAGCCAUUCCACUAACCGACUAGUAAAUCACUUCAUCUCUCUUCUUGGCAUUGUAUGUUAUCUAAUGUAUAUGUAUGCAUCAAUAAAAUGUAAGCUAACAAUGCACACCUUUCCAAAGCAUAAAAAGUUAAUUACUUUCAAAUCGACUUUUGUUUUAUGUGUUAACUUGUGCUUUUGAGAGUGAGGUGUGGAUUUUUAAUACCUUAAUAUUCCAAAGCAUAAAAAGCUAAUUACUUUUAAAUCGACUUUUGUUUUAUGUGUUAACUUGUGCUUUUGAGAGUGAGGUGUGAAGUUUUAAAAAUUAAUUUACAA
Messenger RNA from Pistacia vera, 1267 nucleotides. Its product is annotated as probable WRKY transcription factor 4. Gene Ontology annotation, molecular function: sequence-specific DNA binding; DNA-binding transcription factor activity. The transcript is spliced from 3 exons. Gene Ontology annotation, biological process: regulation of DNA-templated transcription. The record is from RefSeq and is a predicted model, not a curated record. Lineage: Eukaryota; Viridiplantae; Streptophyta; Magnoliopsida; Sapindales; Anacardiaceae. The coding region runs from base 422 to 817 and encodes 131 amino acids.